This is a messenger RNA of Tetrahymena thermophila SB210, 393 nucleotides long. RefSeq lists its product as hypothetical. The transcript has a single exon. The record is from RefSeq and is a predicted model, not a curated record. NCBI's taxonomy places the organism in Eukaryota, Ciliophora, Oligohymenophorea, Hymenostomatida, Tetrahymenidae.
AUGAUCAUUAUAAAUAAAAAUUGUAAUAAUUAAAUAGUACAAAGAAUGCCGCAGAAGCGAAGGCGGCUCCAUUUACAAGCGACAAUAGGUCAAGAUAAUAACAAUAAAAACGCACAAUAAAUGAAUUAUUUAACUUAUUUUAAAUGUAGUCACCUUCUACAUUUUUUGUAUUAGUCAUUAAGCUAAUUUUGCAAUAUUUAAAUCUUCAAAAUCAAUCACAAAUUAAUUAAUACAAUCCAUCCAUACAUUUUUUCCAAAUAUUUUUACUCAAACUCCCCCAAUCCAACUAAACAAAACAAAAAAUACAUACAUAUUCUUAUUCUCCCAAAAAAAUAUAUUACUUAAGCAACUACUUCUAUUUAUCUGUAAAUAUUCAUAAAGCAGCAGCGAUGA